GCAACAACAGAGCGACCUUUUAUACAGAAGCUAUUUCGACCAAUUGCUUCAGGAGGACAGUUGCAUACUUUGGGAGAUCUGCUAAAAGAUGUGUGUCCUAGUGCUAUCGCCCCUGAAGAUGGAGAGCAGAAGACUCAAGUGAUGAUUCAUGGAAUUGAGCCAAUGCUGGAAACACCCAUACAGUGGCUAAGCGAACAUAUGAGCUAUCCAGAUAAUUUUCUCCACAUUAGUAUCAUUCCCCGACCUACUGAUUGAAACUCAGCUAUAUUGGUAUGAGGAUCAUUCUCAAGCUGGCGUUAAAGGGCAUGUCAACUUCUUGCUUCUGUCAGUCUUGACAGCAGCAGCCUGACCAGAAAAAAAACCCAACAAAAAAACGAAACAAAACAAGAAGUCCUCACUGCUGCAAGCCAAACAGGAAGAGAGAUCCUAUCAUCAGAUAAGGGCAAUUGGGCUGAUCUUAUUUUGCAUCACCGCUGCUUUUCUUCACCGCUGUAAUUAAAUCAGUUGCGAUAUGAAAGAAUUUACAGGACCUCUGCAAGUCUGCUGUUUUCUUGUAAAAUACAAUGAAGCUGAAACUGUCAGCCGAAGAGCAAAUGGAAAUAUGCCACUUGAUUGUAUUUCUGAUUAACAAAUAAACAGGGCUGUUUCCUAAAGCGGUAGUGUUUCAACUUUGAGUGGAAACAUUGGUUUAAUUUUCUAGAAAGUUAGACACUGAGAGAUUCAGUUACCAAUAGCUUUUUGUAAAAGAUCAAAUUACUGUAAACCCAUCUUUCCUUAAUGAGAAGUUCAUGUUUACAGUAUGUGUAUUGGUAUGCAAAUGAUCUUUUAACUUUGAUAAUAAGCAGUGAGAGAUUUUAAAGUAAACCCGUGAGCAUGUUUUGUCAUUUAAAAACAUGCACAACUUAAUAAUUUACAAAUACUUUUGAUUUGUAUGCUGUCACUGAAUACUCCAGUAUGUUUAUUAUUCAAACCAGUUUUCGUAGACUAGCAAUGAUGUAGGAUAAUUUGUCUCAGGAUUUGUCAUGGCGUUUCUUUGUGCUCAUCUAAAUAUUUUUUUUCUGUAAGAAUAUUUUCUUAAUUUAGUUUUAAAAGUUUAAAAAAAAAAAAGUAAACGGAUGUUGCAAA
Molecule: messenger RNA, 1125 nt
Organism: Fulmarus glacialis (Northern fulmar)
Lineage: Eukaryota; Metazoa; Chordata; Aves; Procellariiformes; Procellariidae
Product: autophagy protein 5-like
Exons: 2
Biological process (GO): autophagosome assembly; cellular response to nitrogen starvation; C-terminal protein lipidation
Cellular component (GO): phagophore assembly site membrane; cytoplasm; Atg12-Atg5-Atg16 complex
Source: RefSeq, a predicted model, not a curated record